Messenger RNA from Oldenlandia corymbosa var. corymbosa, 915 nucleotides. The record is from the annotation of a GenBank genome assembly. NCBI's taxonomy places the organism in Eukaryota, Viridiplantae, Streptophyta, Magnoliopsida, Gentianales, Rubiaceae.
AUGACUUGUGGAUUCGGGUUCAGUAACAAGAGCAACCAGUAUACAGUUCUUACAAUGUUUGCUCGAAAACAGGAACUCUGUUGUUGCCCUAUUACAGGUAAAGAAAUCUUUUCUAGCCAGAUGGCUGAGGUACACGUACUUGGCACAAGUUCAUGGAGAUGCAUUGAUCAUGCUCCAUACUCUGGUAGGAAACUGAAAUUUAUGAUCUAUUUAAGUGGAUCUGUUUACUGGACUUGCGAUGAAUCAAAGAUGAUAUAUUCAUUUGACUUCAAGGAAGCGAAAUUUAGAGCUAUUGAGCCACCUCCAUCUGCUGACAUGUGGCCUGCUGGAUGGUAUAUGGUGACCUUGGGAAUGCUAGGAGGUAGAUUAAGUUUAUGUCGUACCAGUAUAGGUAGUGAUGAACUCCGGCUUUGGGUUUUGGGGAAAAAUGGUCUUACAGCUUGGACAGAAUUUAAGACCAUUCAUUUGGGUGGUGAUGAUAGUGCCUUCCUUUAUUCCGGGCUUGAAUUUGGACUGUGCAAGUAUUUCAGAAUUCAUCUUGCCAAAGCAAAAUUUGUGGCAGUUAACUACGUUCCUAGUUUUAUCUCCCUCAAGGAUGUUGUCCAGGGAGAUUGUGUUGAGAUAUUAAACAUCAAUUCAGAGUCCAAGAGUUUUGAACUGAUUGAAGUAUUGAUAAAAGCAGAGUGUGGAAGAGAAGAGAAAAAAACAGGUGUCGACUUGAGGAAGAUGGCUAUGAUUUGUGGCGGCAGAGGUGGAUCAGGUGGACGGCCCUUGGAGUCCGGCAUGUUUGCGCCAAGUAUAAACUCCCAAGGUUCUCCUGUAGUAACUAUCGAGCUAAGUUUGGAAGGCAACUCCUUUGAUGAUCUAACAAGUUUGAUACCACCAAGAAGCAGGAGGUUCGAAAAAGAUAUCUGA